Molecule: messenger RNA, 468 nt
Organism: Dinoponera quadriceps
Lineage: Eukaryota; Metazoa; Arthropoda; Insecta; Hymenoptera; Formicidae
Exons: 2
Coding region: 219-452 (77 amino acids)
Source: RefSeq, a predicted model, not a curated record
GUACUAGAUGGCAUUACAUGCUUAGCACUCGGUAACUACUAAUCGCAUCGACGACACUAGACGCGCGUGACAUUUCAACUUUUGUUUUGAGCCGAAAAGAACGAAAUCGGUGAAGUAGAUCAAAAGUUAUUUUAUUUUGAAAAUGGAGAGAAACAAGGAAAAAAUUCGUUACAUUUUGCAGUAUUACUACGAUAAAGGCAAGAACGCUGCACAGGCUUAUGAAAAAAAUUGGUGCUGUUUACAGUGAAGAUACUCUAUCAAAAUCAACAGCACGAAAAUGGUUCGCUCGCUUUCGUACUGGAAAUUUUGAUGUCAAAAGUGAACCUCGCUCCGGUCGACCAAUCACCGAAAAGUCCGAUGAAAUAAUGGAAAAAGUUGAGCGUGAUAAGCAUGUGAGCAGUGUGGAGAUUGCCAGAGAACUAGGUCUCUGCAGAACUCUCUUAAUGGUGUAAAGCUGGCUUCAGAAGG